GAGCAGACGAGACUGCAGGGUAGAGAAGCCGGAAGUGCCGCGUUGUUCCCUGGCUAGCACUACGAAGUUCCGGCUCAGGUCGCCUACCUCGAGUUUGUGCGGCGGUAGUGUCGGAGUCCGGUGGAGCUGGUCAGGAUGAUCACGGACGUGCAGCUCGCCAUCUUCGCCAACAUGCUGGGCGUGUCACUUUUCUUGCUUGUGGUCCUGUAUCACUACGUGGCAGUAAACAACCCCAAGAAGCAGGAAUGAAAGUGGCGCUUUCUCCGCCCCAGGGUUCCAGGACAUAGUCUGAGGCAAGAUGGAGGGUGUGAGGGGCCUUCACACUUCCCUUCAUCUCUCCUACCCAUCACAGCAUACAAAGCAACUACACCUGGAUUUUUCCAAACAACUUUUAUUUCCUCAAAGUCUUCCUUAACCCUAUGGAGCAAGAAGCUGCCACUGAAUAGGGCCCAGUAUAGGGGCUGCUUUCUUUUCUACUCCCUCCCCCCAAUACAAAAAUAUAGAUAUAUA
Apodemus sylvaticus (European woodmouse) is the source of this 510-nucleotide messenger RNA. It is a transcript of the gene Ost4, whose product is annotated as oligosaccharyltransferase complex subunit 4, non-catalytic. Gene Ontology annotation, cellular component: oligosaccharyltransferase complex. Bases 136 to 249 code for a protein of 37 amino acids. NCBI's taxonomy places the organism in Eukaryota, Metazoa, Chordata, Mammalia, Rodentia, Muridae. The record is from RefSeq and is a predicted model, not a curated record. The transcript is spliced from 3 exons.